ACUACAUGUCCCACUCAAACAAGCUGGAGAAAGCGGAGCACACCGUACGGAUGCGGCAGCCAGAGACUAGUAAACACAAACAGAAAAUGACUGAGCAGGAAUGACUACGGAUUGUAUCAUGCUGAAAAAGAACAAUCGUGAGGAGUGACUACACAUUGAUCUCUGCAAGACCUAUGGUGUGACCACGCCAACACUCGUAAGCCCACACCAAUCCUCUUAUUCCGUGUGACAGCAGUGACCAGUGCCUGGGCUCCCCUUCCUGUUGCCAUGGCAAUCCUGUUUGCGGUGGUAGCCCGUGGCACCACCAUCCUGGCCAAACAUGCCUGGUGUGGGGGGAACUUUCUGGAGGUGACUGAGCAGAUCUUGGCCAAAAUUCCCUCAGAAAACAACAAGCUCACCUAUUCCCAUGGCAGCUAUCUUUUCCAUUACAUCUGUCACGACAGAAUCAUAUACCUGUGCAUUACAGAUGAUGACUUUGAGAGGUCACGGGCUUUCGGUUUCCUGGGCGAAGUGAAGAAGCGCUUUCAGACUACCUAUGGGUCUCGUGCACAGACAGCCCUGCCCUAUGCCAUGAACAGCGAGUUCUCCAGCACACUAGCAGCACAGAUGAAGCAUCACUCAGAUCCACGGGGUACAGACCGACUGACAGAAACUCAGAUGCAGGUGGAUGACCUAAAGGGCAUCAUGGUCCGCAACCUUGACCUGGUGGCUCAGAGAGGCGAGAAGCUGGAACUGCUGAUCGACAAAACUGAGAACCUGGUGGAUUCUUCCGUCACCUUUAAAACCACUAGCCGUAACCUGGCGCAUGCCAUGUGUAUGAAGAACCUGAAACUGACCAUCGUCAUCGUGUUGGUGUCCAUUGUGGUCCUCUACAUCAUUGUGUCAGCAGCCUGUGGAGGUCUGAGUUGGCCAAGCUGUGUGAAGAAGUAAAAGGGAGAGGGAGGAACUCCAGCCUCCCACAUGUCAUCUGACCUGCCCCUAAGGCCAGGUCCCUCUCCACAAGCGGACUCAAACCACUGUCAAGAUUAGAUACUUGAACUGAACCCCAUCCCUCCUCUUCCUGUCCGUUGCCACUCAUUUCCUGUCCUCCACGUCUUCCUCCUCUCCUUGCAAGGGGAGAAAGCUAUGGCCAUGCCUGCCUUACAGGCAGGGUGCAAGGAAGCGUGGAAAUGUGCAGUGCUCAUACUAACAAGCAUUAACAGCAUUUCCCCAUUCUGACUUGUGAUUGAUUGUCUGCUGCACAGAUUGAUUCACUUACCUUUGUUAUUGGAGUGAUGUAUUCAUUUGGGUAAAAAGGGACUUAAGAAGAUGUUGUAGACACUACAAAAAUUAAAGACAAAGGGGAAUAGGGCAGUGAUGAUAUUAGCUGAAACAUACUCACCCACUCCUGGAGGACAGAGGCCCUGCAGCCUGACUCAGGGUGCGAUCUACAGAUAUUUCAACAUUGUACCAUCAUCAGGAUCCCCUCAAUAUGUCCUUCUACAGCUGUCAGGAAUUUUCAGCUUUGAUGAAAUCAUAAUGAUCUGAAGUUCUUGCAAAGUUUGCAAUGUCAAUAGCCUGCAGCACUUAAUUUCUGAGUUGAGAUUCAGCUGAGCUGAUUUUAGACUUCCCUCAAAAGCAUGAAUUUGUAACCCUGACCCAUACCAAUAGUAUAUAUUUGUUUACAUUUCAAGGUAUAUGGAAGAGGAAGGUGAAGCCACACUUAUUUUGUCAGGUGUUCUUAGUACAGUUUGCUCUGUGCUUGGGCUCUGUCCCAGUUGGCCCCUCAGAAGAACAAGGCUUGUUAGAUGUCUUUCAUAUUUCACUAGAAUGAAAGAAGAACUAACUCCUUCAGUAUUACUUACUUAAGAGUUUGAAAAGGCGUGAUGUGGCUUUAAAUCCCUAAGUCGCAUCAUAUUUGAAAAUUUUAUAUAUGCAGCACUAUCAUAUGUGCUAUAUAAAGAGUAUACAUAAGGGUCUUCCAUGAUGUGGGUUUUAUGCUCUAAAUGUACAUGUAUGCGAGACGGUACAUAUUUCAGAAGCUAAGAGAAUUCAAAAGCAUGUUGUUCUGUUUCAGCUCCCAUUUCCCCACUUCCCUUGUAAGAGCCAGUACAGAAGUUUACAGUAGGCUCAAAGCUGUGUUGAUUAUUUACAGUAUAGAGCACUUUCAGUGGUGCAUUCAUGAAGCUGAAUGUAAAAGCCUCUGAAAGAGUCAUUCUUAAAACUAGUGAACUUUUUGAGCCUUGUAGAACUAGGGUUCCUGCGAUUUUGGCCCUGCCUGUGAUCCCAUGCAAAUCGUGUGACUAAUUGGACCCUUACCAAGGAGCAGGAGGAUGACCUAAGCCUGAGGCAGUGAGCACAGCUGCCUCAUGGCCACAAGAUUUAUAACCCAUGUAAAAGUUGGCAGUAUGUCAGCAGAGUCAAGAAUCUUUGGUGUAUUGCUCAAUAGUCAGUCAGCUUCAUGUCGAUGACAUAGUCUUUGUUUUCACCAAGUCUGGUGAUUUUUGUACAAUGGCCCUUUAAUAAUGUAUUUUACUUACCGUCAUCUAAAUGUUAAUAAGGAUAAAAUAUCUAGCGUUGGAUCCAUCUGUGGUACAUUUGCACAGUAUUUGGAGUUACCCUUGACAGACACUCUUGGUUCAUCUCUGUCUUGGUUGUAAUAUUACCAAAUGAAAAAUGAGGUGAGGGGUCACAGGAACUGAUGAAAGAGACUCAUGUCAAUUUUCAAGAGGUGUGGGUAUGCUUACAUGCGCUUAGACUUGAGACUCCUUUCUAAAAGGAAAUGCCACAACUAUUGAAAUGAUUCCUACCUUAUUUGGAGUGCUGUAGAGGGACUCUCCCCAGAGGUUCCAGGAGCCGCCAGUCAGGAGGUGAUGAACGUGGUGUUUGAUGUUGAGUUUUUCUCAGUCAGGAAGGUAUAACCAGUGCUAGAAGAUACUACUAUCUCCUCUCUGCAAUUAUCAUAUUUAAUCACAUCAUAUCAGUAUAAAUACUCUUCAGAAGAAGGAGCAGGGCAAUUCUAGGAAGCAUAUAUUGGGUAUAGAAUGGUGCUUUGUCCAUUUAUCCCCCAUAUAAGUAACUUUCACUCCAUGUUCAACCCAUCUGUGUACAGAGGUAUGUGGGGGUAGCAUGUUGACUGGUCAUCUCUCUGGGGCCUAUCAGAAUAGCACUGGCAAGCUAUGGGAGCCAGUCUGGUUCAUGUGUGGACAAACUGCUGAAUUCAAUGUUUGUCUGAGUCACUGUGUCCCAAGUGUAUGGAUUUCACAUAUAAUGCACUUUUAAACAUCCCACUUUGUGUGUGAGUUCAUUUUCCCUGUUUAUUUAAAUUCCCUUUCCCCAUAUUUUUAAGAAUAUAAAAUAUCAAAGUGUAUAAUAUGUCGCUUCUGUUCACUCAUUCAAGGGGAGGAUGAAGCAGAAGGCCGGUUCCACUCAAGUGCACUCUAAGGUCCUGAUCAUGGCAAAUGAAAAUACAGUGCUAAUGAAUUAGCUAGGCCCAUUGAUUACUGUUGCCAUAGAAACAUGGCUAUGAAGCACUUCCAAAAUGUGUAUUUUACUGGUAAACUGUUCUCCAUCCUGUUUAAGAAAUUUCAGGCUUCCCAAUUCAACAGAUGCUGGUCAAACAUACCUUUGUCAU
Messenger RNA from Megalops cyprinoides (Indo-Pacific tarpon), 3613 nucleotides. RefSeq names its product synaptobrevin-like 1 (gene vamp7). The transcript has 8 exons. Gene Ontology annotation, biological process: vesicle fusion; exocytosis. The coding region runs from base 268 to 930 and encodes 220 amino acids. NCBI's taxonomy places the organism in Eukaryota, Metazoa, Chordata, Actinopteri, Elopiformes, Megalopidae. Gene Ontology annotation, molecular function: SNARE binding; SNAP receptor activity. Gene Ontology annotation, cellular component: membrane; SNARE complex. The record is from RefSeq and is a predicted model, not a curated record.